This is a messenger RNA of Meira miltonrushii, 1827 nucleotides long. Its product is annotated as MFS general substrate transporter. The coding region runs from base 147 to 1748 and encodes 533 amino acids. Gene Ontology annotation, biological process: transmembrane transport. NCBI's taxonomy places the organism in Eukaryota, Fungi, Basidiomycota, Exobasidiomycetes, Exobasidiales, Brachybasidiaceae. Gene Ontology annotation, molecular function: transmembrane transporter activity. The record is from RefSeq and is a predicted model, not a curated record. The transcript has a single exon. Gene Ontology annotation, cellular component: membrane.
GCACUCUAUUCAUCUCAGGAACAAUCAAAAGAAAUGCGGAUAGGAGCAUGAAUUAAGUUCGAGAAGAUAUUUUCUCAUGAAUUCUUGUGUACCGCUUUUUUUCUUCUUCACGCGAUCAUCUCCGUAUCUCAUAUAGCAUAUCCAUUAUGUCAAACGUUGAAGUGCACUCCGUAUCCUCCAAAGCUGGCGAAGAUGAAAAGGAGAAAAAUCAACAGUUCUCAACAGAAUUCGCAGAUGCAACAGUCGUAGAAGAUCUUGCUGCUUUGCCUCAAGGAACGUAUGAUGCCGUAUAUGAAGCAAAAGCAAAAGUGUUGAACCGCGCCAUCCAAGAGAUUGGAAUGGGACGCUAUCAAUGGCAAUUGUUUGUCGUUGUAGGAUUUGGAUGGGCAAGUGAUAAUUUAUGGCCGAUUGUGACUUCUUUGAUUUUCACCUCCGUCGUAAACGAAUUCAAACCAGAUCAUGGUCCAUUCUUGACACUUGCGCAGAAUAUUGGCUUGCUUUUUGGAGCCUGCUUCUGGGGCUUUGGUGCAGAUAUCUUUGGCCGUAGAUGGGCAUUCAAUCUCACAAUCGGUAUCACCGGCCUGUGGGGAAUGGUGGCCGCCUCUGCUCCAAAUUUUGCCGCAAUCGGUGUCUUUGCCGCUUUAUGGUCUGUGGGAGUAGGUGGAAAUUUGCCUGUCGAUAGUGCAAUCUUUAUCGAAUGGUUACCUGCCAGCCAUCAAUACCUCUUGACGAUCUUGUCAAUCAAAUGGGCUUUAGCACAAAUCGUGGCUAAUUUGAUUGCUUGGCCACUGUUGGGCAACCUGUCUUGUCAGGAAGAUGCUGUGACUUGCACAAGAAGCGAGAACAUGGGAUGGCGAUACUUCUUGAUCACGAUUGGUGGAAUUUCAAUCAUCAUGUUCACAAUCCGUUUCGUGUUCUUCACCAUCUAUGAAUCACCAAAGUACUUGAUGAGCAGAGGACGUGAUGCAGAUGCAGUCAAAGUCGUACACGAAGUUGCACGUCGAAAUGGAAAGACAUCAAGUUUGACGCUAGAGGACUUGUCCAAAUUUGACGAAAGUGCAACAAUCAGCUCGCAUGUAGAAGAGGCUUAUACGACCAAACAAAUCAUUGCAAGAUCGUUAAAGGAGAUCAACUUUUCCCACAUUCGAGCAUUGUUUGUAACAAAAAAGAUGGCUUUAUCCACUUCCCUCAUCGUUGCUAUUUGGGCAUUCAUCGGUUUGGGAUUUCCGUUGUACAAUGCAUUCGUUCCCUACAUUCAAGCCACCCGCAAUGCUCAAUUUGACGAAGGAUCAACUUAUUUGACGUACCGCAAUUCGCUCAUCAUUUCCGUUCUAGGGGUUCCUGGCUGUAUUGCUGGAGCCUUAUUGUCUGAACUGCCCAAAUUCGGACGAAAAGGAACAUUGGCCCUGUCGACAAUUAUGACCGGUGUUUUUCUGUUUGCCUCCACAACUGCUACCAACUCUGCCGCUUUAUUGGGAUGGCAAUGUGCAUACAACUUCAUGAGUACGACCAUGUAUGCAAUCUUGUAUGCUUAUACACCUGAAAUCUUUCCAACGAAAGAUCGUGGAACGGGUAAUGCGCUAACAGCAUCGGCAAAUCGAAUCUUUGGAGUCAUGGCACCUAUUAUUGCAACCUAUGCAGAUUUGAAGACGAGUGCACCUGUUUAUGUUAGUGGUGCACUUUUCCUUGCGAGCGGAUUGAUUGCCAUCAUUUUGCCGUUCGAGUCAAGAGGCACAGCAGCACUCUGAUCAAUCUUCUAACGAAUUUAUUUGUAGAGUUAUCUUUAUGUCAUAUUAUAGUACAUAUAACCCCUUUCCAUGGUGACCA